Molecule: messenger RNA, 1626 nt
Organism: Dalotia coriaria
Lineage: Eukaryota; Metazoa; Arthropoda; Insecta; Coleoptera; Staphylinidae
Product: zinc finger Ran-binding domain-containing protein 2
Exons: 2
Coding region: 188-958 (256 amino acids)
Biological process (GO): RNA processing
Molecular function (GO): lipopolysaccharide binding; RNA binding
Source: RefSeq, a predicted model, not a curated record
UAACUGUCGUGCGCUGUCAUUUAAACAAUGUUUGUCUUCCGCAACAAAUGUUUACCAGUUUUACUCGCUUUACCAAUUGAUAUUAUUCUUUAAUUAGUUAAGUAAUAAGCCGCAACUUUCGAACGUUUGCGAAGCUCAGUCACAAGUUCAGGAAUGUAAUCUUGCAAAUUGAAUGCACUGUUAGAUAAUGUCCGACGCGGAGUUAUCGUCGUCACCGCCGCCCCCGCCGUCAUUGAAGGGUGGUUCUUCAGAGGGUGACUGGACGUGCGCCGACUGCAGCAACAUCAACUUUGCAUGGCGUAACGCAUGCAACCGCUGCGCCAAAGCGCGCACGCCAACUUUCCAGAAGAAAAAGAAACUCGGUCAGGAAAUCGGCAAACAAGCGGCGGAAAAAUCACGGGGGCUCUUCAGCGCUGACGACUGGCAGUGCAAUAAGUGCGGCAAUGUGAACUGGGCGCGUCGGCAGCAGUGUAACGUCUGCAACGCGCCAAAAUUCGGCGAAGUUGAAGAACGAACUGGCUUUGGAGGCGGUUACAAUGAUAGAGGAGUAGUUGAGUACAAAGAGCGCGAAGAUUCUUCAGACGACGAGUAUGAUGAAUUCGGGCGGAAGAAAAAGCGAAACGAGAACUGUAAAGAAUCUGAUAGAUUCCCGAUGAAAAAUGUAGCUGUAAAAGAUUUAAAAAAUGAGAAAAAAAGAGUUGAUGAUGAAGAAGAAGAAGAUGAGGAAGAGGAUGAUGAUGAUGGGGAUUUAUCUAAGUAUGAUCUGAGUGACUGGGGGGAUGCAACUCCAGCAAAAAGUACUGAUGCAAAAAAUUCUCACUCACAUCCUCAUACAAAUAGAAAUAAUAAAAGAGAUAGAUCUAGGUCUAGAUCAAGAUCAAGAUCGAAAACUCACAAUUCACGAUCUAGAUCUAAAUCUCGCUCGCGUUCACGUUCACCAUUGUCAAAGAAAUAUUAAAUAGCUUUGUUUGAUCACUGAGUGAUUACGUUCUAACCUCAAUAAUAACCUAUUUUGGUAUCUAGCACAAAAACGUAUGCGACUACAUGUAAAUACGUGCGCUGAAAGUUUGUUAUCUCAAAAUUACCUUUUUAACUUAAACUUAUCGUCCGAAUUAAAUCAUUCGCAGUUGCAAGUUGCAAUUUAAGAUGUACUUAUGUACGACUAACUGUUGUUGACGCUUUCUUCGAAAAGAACGCUUGAAACAGUUGUUAAUUACCAAAAACUAAAUUUAAAUCGGAAAUCAUUUUACAUAACUUGACAUAUCGUUGUUACUGGUUGUUUGUCCUGCAAAUCAAUGAAAUGUUGAUCUAGAUCAUGAUUAUGAUGUCAAUUGGUCUUCAACGUGCGAGGUAAAACGAUAAAACUUGAAAAAGUGUAGAGAAUUGUAGUGCUUGUUUGAAUGCUGCAGCUACAAGUUGAAAUGCAAGUACAAGAUGAAAGCAGAAGAUGCGGAUACGCUUUAAAUAUCUUUAGAAGACUUUAAUAAAUGAAAUAAAUCGAUGUAGAAUGAUUUUGUUUUUUCAUGAACAUGAAUAUUACGAAUAUUUUUACCGUGGUUGUUUAUUAUUAGUAUGUAAGAAGUACUUUUAUUACAAAUAUACGUACAAGUCAAUAAUAUUAAUAAA